AUGGGUUCAUCUCACUCUACUGUAGCUGAAUUUAAAUCUAGUAUGAUGAGUAAAUUUGAGAUGACUGAUUUGGAUUUGUUGCAUUAUUUCCUUGGGCUUGAGGUGAAACAAGGAGAAGGGGAAGUAUUUGUUUCUCAAAAGAAAUAUGCAUCAGACCUUCUUAAAAGAUUUGGCCUUGUCAAUUGUAAAUCUGCCGCAACACCCAUGAAUAUGAAUGAAAAAUUGCACCAGGAAGAUGGUACUGGGCAAGCCAAUGCAAGAAGUUUUAGAAGUCUAGUUGGAGAUUUGAUUUAUUUGGCUCAUACUUGCCCAGAUAUCUCUAUUUUGUUGGUGUUGUUUCAAGGCUCGGUGGAUGAUAGGAAGAGUACAUCAGGCAAUGUGUUCAGCCUUGGAUCAGGUGCAAUAACAUGGAGUUCGAAGAAACAAGUAACAACAACAUUGUCGUCUUCAGAGGCAGAGUACAUCGCAACAACUACUUCAGCUUGUCAAUGCAUUUGGCUUAGGAGAAUUUUGGUUGAUCUGAACUAG
This is a messenger RNA of Solanum verrucosum, 528 nucleotides long. RefSeq lists its product as uncharacterized. The transcript is spliced from 2 exons. Bases 1 to 528 code for a protein of 175 amino acids. The record is from RefSeq and is a predicted model, not a curated record. NCBI's taxonomy places the organism in Eukaryota, Viridiplantae, Streptophyta, Magnoliopsida, Solanales, Solanaceae.